CAAAUGGAUGGAUCAGUAGAGAGCUGUUUUUGUACUGGUUUCGUAAGCUGUUUUUAACAAGUGUUCCUAGGGUACGUCCUCUCCUUCUCCUGAUGGAUGGUCAUUCUACUCAUUAUGGUCCUGACCUUAUCAAGAUAGCAGCUGAAGAGCAAAUUUUAAUAUUUGUAUUGCCACCCAAUACCACUCAUUUAACACAGCCACUUGACAAAGGGUGUUUUGGGCCAUUAAAAACUGCUUGGAAGGCUGUGUGUCAUGAGUUCUGCACUAAAAACCCUGGUCGUGUGGUAACCAGAUACGAUUUCUCUGUAUUAUUUGCUGAUGCAUGGAGAAGGUCAAUGACACAGAGAAACAUUGCAAGUGGCUUUGAAGUAACCGGCAUAUGUCCUUUCAACAGAAAUGCUAUUAAAACUGGCAAUGACAAGCAAGAAACCAUCAGCCGUUCACUGUUAGACCAGACUGGUCUAGCAUACAUACCGCUCUAUAGUCCAGACAUAAAGAGAACGAGGGAUCACGAUUCUUCAUUCAAUUCUAGUCUCUUGGAGAGAUCACUUUCAGAGAAUGAUUUAUCGCAAGCUGUCACUCCAAUGCGAAGAGUAAUGCCUAUAGAGUCUUUUCUGAAAACUCCUAGUCAUCCCAGUAGCAAGUCCACCCUGAAGCCUAAAUCAUGCGGAAGAGUAUUGACUAGUGUUGAAUUCAUGACAUGUAUAGAGGAAAAGGAAAGAAUGAAGCAGGAAGCCUUGAAGGAGAAAGAGCGUAAAAGAAUUGCUAGACUUGAGAACCAGAAGGAAGCUAAUAGAGUAAAAGAGUUGAAGAGAAGUGCAAAUUUUACUAUGAGUGAGCACAGGCAAUUCUCUAAGAGGUUUGAAAAUGGGUAUGACAUUCCGGAUGAGAGGUAUGAGUUAUGGGUUCAGUUAUAUCGUCCUAAUAUGACAUCUCAAGAUUCAAAUGCUGAAGAUGAAGACCAAGAUUCCUUGAGUAAUGACACUGAUGAAGGAGAAGAGCUUUCAAUGAGUGCUGCAAACAGUAUAGAGACACAGACACAUACUGUCACAGCUAAUAACAGAGCAAAAAGAGUUGCACCUAUCAAGGGAACCGCUGCUACUAAAGUUGAUGCCUCUGUUACUUCUAAUGCUAAGAAGGCUGUGAGGUCUAAAGAGACAGCAAUCGCUGUACCUACUACUAGGAGUGUUAGAUAUAAAGGUAUUGUAAUAUUAAUAGUUGUUAAUGUAAUGGUUCAUGAUAAUAGAGAGA
Molecule: messenger RNA, 1251 nt
Organism: Amphimedon queenslandica
Lineage: Eukaryota; Metazoa; Porifera; Demospongiae; Haplosclerida; Niphatidae
Exons: 8
Molecular function (GO): nucleic acid binding
Source: RefSeq, a predicted model, not a curated record